UCUCCUCUAAAUAUUUGCUUACUAAAAUCACACUCCCACUCUUCACUUCCAAACCCCCCCCCCCCCCCCCCCCCCCCCCCACUGGAUUCAGAUGCCUCGUUCAAUAUGAAUCCCAAAUCCCAUUUCAACUCCCUUUUCCUCUUCUCCCUCCUCUUUCUCCACCUCUCCGCCGCCUAUGGCACCCUCUCCGACGCUGAAGCUCUCUUCAUCCGCCACCGCCAGCUUCUCUACUACAGAGACGAGUUCGGCGACCGUGGCGAACUAGUCACUGUCGACCCUUCUCUUGUCUUUGAAAAUGACAGAAUUAGAAAUGCUUACAUUGCACUUCAAGCUUGGAAACUAGCCAUUUUGUCCGACCCUCUAAAUCAAACCGCCAACUGGGUCGGAUCUAAUGUCUGUAACUACUUCGGUGUUUUCUGUGCUCCAUCAUUGGACAACCCCAAAAUCCGUACCGUCGCCGGUAUCGAUCUCAACCACGGCGACAUUGCUGGAUACCUCCCUGAAGAGCUCGGUUUGCUUACUGAUCUUGCAUUGUUCCAUAUCAACUCUAACAGGUUCUGCGGUACUCUUCCCCACAGAUUUGACCGUCUCAAGUUGCUUUAUGAAUUGGAUCUCAGUAAUAACCGCUUUGCCGGUAAGUUUCCCGAUGUUGUUCUCAAGCUUCCGACGCUCAAGUUCUUGGAUCUGAGGUUUAAUGAAUUCGAAGGGAGUGUACCUAGAGAGCUGUUUGAUAAGGAUUUGGACGCCAUUUUUAUUAACCAUAACAGGUUUAGAUUUGAGUUGCCGGAUAAUUUUGGGAACUCGCCGGUGUCGGUGAUUGUUCUUGCGAACAAUAAGUUUCAUGGGUGUGUGCCCUCGAGCUUGGGGAAUAUGACGAGGUUGAAUGAGAUUAUUAUGAUGAAUAAUGGGCUUAAUUCUUGCUUACCGCCGGAAAUUGGGGCAUUGAAGAAUUUGACGGUGUUUGAUGUUAGUUCGAAUGAGUUGGUGGGGCCGUUGCCGGAGACUUUUGGAGGGCUUGUGAGUUUGGAGCAACUUAAUGUGGCGGAUAAUUUUCUCUCUGGGAAGAUUCCGGAGAGUAUUUGUGAGUUGCCUAAGCUUCAAAACUUUACGUUCUCGAAUAACUUCUUCUCCGGUGAGCCACCGGCGUGUUUGAGAGUUCCGGAUUUCAGUGAUCGGAGGAAUUGUUUGGCUGGACGGCCGGGGCAGCGGUCGACUGGGCAAUGUAAUGCGUUCUUGUCGAGACCUGUUGAUUGUAAUGCGUUUAAAUGUGGUGGUUCAUCUUCUGGUUCGCCUUCUACUCCAUUUACACCGCCGGUGGUUUCGCCGUCUUCGCCUCCGUCACCGGCAGGUACGGUGUCUCCUCCAUUGCCGUCUCAUUCUCCCAAUGCACCACCGGCGCCGCCACUCUCGCCUCAUUUUCCUCCUCUGUCGCCACAAUCACCACCGUCGCCGCCUUCUUCCCCAUCUACGCCGUCGCAGCCGUCAGCACCGCCUUCUUCUCCAUCUACCCCUUCAACUCCUUCCUCGCCGCCGCAUUUUCCCUCUCCGACUGCACCGUCGCCUUCAUCUGCUCCGCCGUCAUUGCCGUCACCUUCAUCACCCCCAAAAGAUCAUACUCCGCCGUCUGAGCCUUCGCCAUCAUCACCACCGCAAGACCAUACUCCGCCAGGUCCACCUUCGUCCGUGCCUUCACCACCAUUGCCGCCACAAGAUCACAGUCCACCAGCAUCUCCUUCGCCGUCCAAGCCCUCGCCUUCAUCCCCGCCACAAGGUCACGCUCCUACGAUUCCCCCUUCGCCUUUCGAACCAUCACCGCCUCAAGGCAACAAUCCGCCGGCGGAGCCUUCUCCUCCAGGAACAUCAACACCACCAUUCCCAGUUUAUAGUCCGCCUCCGCCACCGCCACAUUUCCCAGAUUUUCCCUCGCCACCAUCUACACAACCUCCGGUCUACUGCCCGCGAUCCCCAUAUCCACCAUCUCCUCCAUCCUUCUCCCCAAACCCACCUCUCACUCACCCCAACUCCCCUCCGCCGCCAUCACCGCCGCUACACGUUCAUUCUCCCCCUCCCCCUCUUCAUACAACCCCAUCGCCGCUUCCUCUUCCUUGCAUUCAACCUCCUCCACCAAAUGUUCAAUAUCCACAACCGCCACCCUCUUCUUCACCAAACCCGUCAUCUCCAAUUCACUACAAUACCCCACCACCGUCGGUCCAUUACCAAGCUCCUCCCUCACCUUCACCACCCGUCCACAUAUAUCCGCCGCCAUCUCCAACGCCCCCUCCUCCAGUAGUUUACGAAAACCCGCCACCGCCAGUUGUCUACCAAAGCCCACCGCCGCCUCCAACUCCAGUAUACGGAGGCCCACUGCCACCAAUCUACGGAGUUCCGUACGCCUCUCCUCCUCCACCACCCUUCUAUUAAUUAUUUCAUCUUUCCGGCCGAUACCCGUAAAAUUUUUCUUGAGCUUUAAUUUCUGGUCAAUCAAUUCUUCUCCUUCUGGAUCUUCCUUCGGUCAGUUCUCAUCAUCCACGGAGAAAGAAUUAAACAAAGAAAAGUUUUCUAGAAUGUUGAAGAAACAGAGUAACAAAAAAGAGAGAGAGAGAGAGAGAAAAGGAAGUAAAAUCUUUGCCUUUAUUUCUUUUUUCAUUGCCAUGAAUCUUGUUUUAGUCUCUGCAAUAUAAAUUAGUAGAAUUUGCAGGUGAAUUUUAAGCUUAUUAUGUUGUAAUGUAUAGGGAUUGAACCUCCAUAAUUCAACAAAAGGUGCAGUUCUUUCUACUGCUGU
Cucumis melo (muskmelon) is the source of this 2782-nucleotide messenger RNA. Its product is annotated as leucine-rich repeat extensin-like protein 4. The record is from RefSeq and is a predicted model, not a curated record. NCBI's taxonomy places the organism in Eukaryota, Viridiplantae, Streptophyta, Magnoliopsida, Cucurbitales, Cucurbitaceae. The transcript has a single exon. The coding region runs from base 106 to 2421 and encodes 771 amino acids. Gene Ontology annotation, molecular function: protein binding.